AUUCCGAUAAAUUACACGAGUGUACACAAGUAAACAUUACGCCCAACGCGGAAGUAUUCCACAGGAAUUGCUGUCCUUUAAUCUUACCAUGGCUUUCCAUCAGUCACCCAGAAGCGCCACAGUCUUCAGAGAUGAUAAACUGCAUACAGAUUUCCAGACGUCCAAUGCGGAGUUUACCUUGGAGAUUUAUAAGCGUUUGACUAAAAUGUCCACAGACGGAAAUUUGUUCUACUCGCCUUUCUCAAUCUCCGCCGCCAUGUCCAUGGUUUAUCUUGGUGCCAGGGAGCAGACGGCAGACCAGAUGAUUCCCGCGCUUAGUAUUCAAUCCUUAGGUCAGCGAGUGCAUGAUGCUUAUGAGGAUUACUUGAAGGUGGUUUUAGGUAAAAGCGAUAAUGUCACACUUCAUAUUGCCAACAGACUAUAUCCUAACAGUAAGACGGACAUUGUACCAUCUUUCAUUGAGCUAUGUGCUAAGCACUACCAAGCUGACACCAAAACAAUGGACUAUCGACAAUUUGAAGCUGCAAGAAAAGAAAUUAACGAAUGGGUAAGCCAGCAGACAGCAGAGAAAAUAAAAGACCUUCUUCCUGAGGGAUCUCUAAAUCCAUUAACAAUGAUGGUAUUGGUAAAUGCCAUCUACUUCAAAGGUGACUGGGAGACACCAUUUGACGACAAAGUUACUAAAGAUAUGACUUUCCAUAACCUUAACGGUCAACAAAAGACUGUGAAAAUGAUGAUUGAGAAAGCUACAAAAUUUCCGUUCAAACAAGAUGAUGAAUUAAAAUGUAAGGUUUUGGAAUUGCCCUAUAGAGGAAAUGACCUCUCAAUGGUCAUUAUUUUGCCAAAUGAUAUAGACGGAUUACCUGCCCUUGAAGAGAAAUUAACCCCUUCCGUAAUUAAAGGACUUACGACAAAAAUGCCACCUAUAAAAGUGGAAGUGUUUCUACCAAAAUUUAAACUUAAAUCGAGAUUUGAGCUUUCAAAAUUGUUCCAGAGCAUGGGAAUGACAGAUCUGUUUGAUGGAUCCAAAGCCGACCUGACUGGCACAGACGCUUCCAAGAUGUCGUAUGUGUCCGCCAUCUUUCACCAAGCUUUUGUAGACGUAAACGAGAAAGGCACCGAAGCAGCUGCAGCAACAGCCGUUGUAAUGAUGUUUGGAAUGGCUCGUCCAACAACGCCAAUACAGUUCAAGGCCGAUCACCCAUUCAUGUUUGUCAUCAAAGACAAUCGAUCCGACACAAUUUUGUUUGUUGGAAGGUAUGUCGAUGUCGUUUAAACGCCAGAAAGGGACGAAUCACGAAGAUAAAUAUAGAGGACCUUGUAUUACCUAUCACACACCAGACUUUAUGUACUGAUAUACGUUUAGUGCAAUGGAACUUUCCUGGCAGCUACAGUUGGUUCUGAUGUUUUCACUGUAUAGUCUUAUAAACUAUUGUCCACGUCCACUCGUGGUGUAAAAUUCGGAUACCAAAGUAUGUUCAAAUUAACUUUACACUCAUUUAUUUCUUGUAUGUAUUUUCUUAUAACUUUUUGCCAUCUGUUCAAGAAGGAUUCUUUUCUGGUGAUGUAUCUUAUUGUCUUUUUUUUAUGUUUAAUUGGUAAUUGAAGGCGAUGUAUACCCCGGUAUGUGUAUACCUGGUCUGCAUUGUUAAGGAGUCUAGACAAAAGUAGAAACUAAUUUUAUAAUUAAUUUAUCAGCGUGUUCUGAUCACAGUGAGCGAUGUUGAGGUUUGAAUUUCUUGAUUCUUGUAAUGCUAUUUAAAGACUGCAAUUUCCGAACACAUCAUAAGACUUCUUACAUAUUUCUAAAAAGGUGAGAAAAACAUCGUAUCUGCUUAUUACUUCCCAUGUCAUAAGUUUUGAUGUUCGAUGUUCA
Pecten maximus is the source of this 1876-nucleotide messenger RNA. RefSeq names its product leukocyte elastase inhibitor-like. Gene Ontology annotation, molecular function: serine-type endopeptidase inhibitor activity. NCBI's taxonomy places the organism in Eukaryota, Metazoa, Mollusca, Bivalvia, Pectinida, Pectinidae. The transcript is spliced from 2 exons. The record is from RefSeq and is a predicted model, not a curated record. The coding region runs from base 89 to 1276 and encodes 395 amino acids.